Oldenlandia corymbosa var. corymbosa is the source of this 2882-nucleotide messenger RNA. The record is from the annotation of a GenBank genome assembly. NCBI's taxonomy places the organism in Eukaryota, Viridiplantae, Streptophyta, Magnoliopsida, Gentianales, Rubiaceae.
AUCAUUCUAGUGUGUGACUAUGUGUGAGAAGUAGUACUAGUCCUACUAAUAAUGCUUAAAAGCUAGUAAUUCCUUUGCUUUCCUCUCUGUCUUACUACUUUCGACUCUACGGCUUCCCUAUAAUUUACACUUAAUUCCUCUCUCCCAUCUUUCAUAAAUCCAAAAACCGACAAACCACAACGCGUGGAAUUGGUGAAGUUUUAUUUAUUUAAAAAAGGAAGUUAAUUUCAUUAGUUCAUUGAUUCAUUCAUCUUCUUCAACCAACGGGAGAGAAUCAGCCAAAUUUGCCUUCUUUUGUUUUCAACCCAUAUUAUAAAAGCACCCCUUCUAUGAAUGGUGUACUUUUAUUAUAAGUCAAGUUUUUCAUACUUCUCUCAUACUGCCUUACAGCUUCUCCUGCUCUGCUCUAUUAAGUCUUUUCAUUAUUAUUUGUGGGAUGAACAGCAAGUUCAAUUAAUCAAAAGCUGCUGCUGCCAUAGAUAAGGGGUGUUAAGUGUAACUCUACAGUUUUUGAUGAACAGAAGGGUAGUAGUAGAGUGGGGGUGGUGGGGUUGCUUAUAGGACAAACUGCUCUGCAAAAAGGGGCUCUGAAAAUUUUGCCAUUCUUCUUCUCUCAUUCCUAUCUAGGUAAAUAGGAGCUGUACUUCAACCCCAGUGUCAUCAAUAUAUUUCCUUGUUGGGAUCACCAAAUAUUUAUUCUCUCUGCAUUUCAAUCAAACUUGAAACUAUACAAAAACAGAUCUGAUUGAUUGCUUGUUGGGCUGCUUCUGCUUGCUGGUUGCUGCUCUGUUGUUUCAUUUCAUCAAGGCCCCCCAUAGCAUUUACUUCGUGAGUUUAAAGUUUCCAUCUUUGUCCUUCCCUACUUUACUUUUGGAAGUUCAAGAAAUGUACUGGUUUUUCAGGUCCUAAAACUGGCCCUCUGGUUUUAAUGAAUCAAGUUUCAAUUUUUUUUUUUGGAACUUUUCUCCAACUGGGCUCAUUUCAAAUUGGCCAAAACAAAAGUCGUUUUUGCCAUUUUCCCUUUUGGAGGGAAUACUUCAUCUCCUCUGCAAUUGCUUAACUAGUUGAGUGGAUUGUGUUCAUACUUGGUUGUCUUUCCUGCAGAUUCUAAUACCAAAUUAACAAAUUGUUGAGCUGGGUAUCUGCAAUAUUAUCGGCAAAACAGAAAUGGCUAAUCAGACUUCCAUUUAAGUGGUAAGUUUCUGAGAGAUUGUCAAAGCAAUCCCAGUACAAUAAACUUCUAUUCUUAGCGUUCCAUCUCAAUUGGUUUAACUUUUCACCCAAAAAUAGUAACACUUGCAAUAUCACCGGAUUGCAGAUUCGAUCAGGAAAUCAAACACAACUUUUAGUCAGUAUUGUUGGAUUAUCAGCAAAAACUACAGGAAUCCAAAAAAGAGAUUUGGGUUCAUAAAAUGGGCAAAACAGGAAGAGAUUGGACACAGAUCUACGCGAUCUACGGGAUGGAGGACUGGCACACACCAUUUUUCCUGCUAAUCCACGCCGUAUUCUUCUCGGCACUCUCUGUUUUCUUCCUCCUUUACUUCGAGCCCAUAUGUUACUUCACUCAGCAUUUUAUCCCCGUCAUCGGGCCGAGCUUGGCCCGAUUCCUAGCUGGCUUCAUGGGCUCAGUAACCGCCUUAUCCGCCGUCUGCCUCUUCUUCGCCGCCGCCAACUUCUUCUACUCCUCUGUUUCGCUCCACUGGGAAAUGUCCCAGCGCAUCGUGAACGCCGUCUCCGACUGGUCGACGGUGAAGACGGCCCUCGACCUGGGGUGCGGCCGGGGAAUCCUGCUCAACGCGGUGGCCAUGCAGCUGAAGAAGUCGGGUUCGUCGGGUCGGGUUGUGGGUCUGGAUCCGAACCGGACCCGGAAGGAGGGCUUGUCGACGACGCUGAGGACGGCGGGGAUGGAAGGGGUGCAGGAGUACGUCACGUGCAGGGCAGGUGACCCGAGGACGCUUCCGUUCAGCGACAACUAUUUCGACGUGGUGGUAUCCUCUGUGUUCGUCCAUACGGUGGGGAAGGAGUUCGGGACCAGAUCGGCGGCGGCGGCGGCGGAGAGGAUGAGGGUGCUGGGGGAGGUGGUGAGGGUGUUGAAGCCCGGUGGGGCCGGGGUGGUGUGGGACCUGGUGCACGUGCCGGAGUACGUACAGAGGUUGCAGGAGUUGAAGAUGGAGGAUAUCCGGGUUUCGGAACGGGUUACGGCGUUUAUGGUCAGCAGCCACAUCGUGUCGUUCAAGAAGCCCAAUCAUCAUUUCGUUGGGUCUAAUGAAGUUAGGCUGGAUUGGAGAUUCAACAAUCUUUGUUGAUGAUAUUGAUUUGUUAAUUACUACCAACUUUUUUUUUUCCUUGUUUUUGAUAAGGAAAAAAAAAAUACAUUACUAUAUAUGAUAUAAGAUAUGUAAAAGAAAAAAAGGAAAUCAUGAAGACCGCAAGGCAAAAUGGAAAGUUCAAGUUACAAAAUAUACAGUGUGUUUUUUUAUUUUGUCGAUUUUAAUUUAGAAAGUUAGUUUGGUAGUGAACAAGAAUCAGGGUGAACAAAGUUGGCACCAGAUUCUUUGCAUGAUAUUUACUUAUUUAGUGUUUGAAUGAGAAUAUUUGGUGCGCUUUGUAUAAAGUUGAUGAAGAUCAUGAGAGGAUAUUAAUAAGUGAUUGAGUUACUAUAUCUUAUGAUAUUCUCACGUUUCAUUUUUUUUUUCUUUUUCACAUCAAAGGUGUAUAAUAUCCUGUGCAAAAUCAUAAAGAUCUUGUCCGAAGAAUGUUACUAUUAAACAUACUACAAAGAAUAGAGAAUCGAAUGAUGUAACUAGAGCCACUUUCACUCAAGUUAUUGAGAAUUAAACUCUUGAUAUUGUGGGAAGGAUUCAACUCCUGCUACCCAUUAG